AGAGAAAAGAAAUGAUAUAUAUAUAUAUUGAUAUAUACUUCGUUUCAAGGUUGAAUCCACGCAAAGACGCGCACGCACACACCUCAGGGGAUAAGAGUUUGAUACUUGCGGAUAAAUAGAGAAUGAAAAAACUGUGUUUUUGUUGUGGGUAGCGGAUGCAGGUGUGUGCGAGGAAGGAAAAAGACGGCUGUGCUGCUCGCGUUGCAGGACACAACGGAGAUGAACGAGAAGGAGGUGAAGCAGCAAAUGCAAUAGGAAUGCCACGGCUUUGCUUUCUUUUGUUUUAUUGUUGUUACUGCCGUUGCUUUCGGAGAGGCGGUGAAUGGACAUUUCCCGGGUCCUUUAACGCCGCUAAGGUUUUUGUUUUGCAUACCCGCCUUUUCUUCUUUUAGCCUGGAAAAAAAAAUAGUUUUGUUGGCACGAGCAGUGACGAUACGCACAUGUUCACACGUGUGUGUGUGUGUCUGUGCAGCCGUUGCCCCUUCCUUGCUUCUCUCUCCCAUUUACCGCGAAAACAACAAGCGCAACAAUGUCGGAAAUAAACCUUAUCCAAAAUCAAAAAUGUAAUUACUUAAGAUGAAAAAGCAAACGAACAAACAGACAAAUAACCGAGCAAAGAAAAGUGUCUGUGAAAAACACACACACACAAAAGGAAAAGCAAAAAGAGCGUCCUCCCACAUAACACCGCCUCACGCGGAGGGGACUGUGUGAGAAUAGGAAAAGGAGAGACGUGCAUCCUCAUCAUAGACGGUCGAACCCGUUGAUGUGCGUUAACGCCCUUGUUUCUCUUUUUUUCCUUGAUGUUUCUCUCACUUGGCCUUAUCAAUCGAAAAGGAAACGGGAUGUGUCGGGUAUUGGACAGAUUUUUGUUUUUCGCUUUUUUUUUUUUUGCGUCUCUCUUAUAUAACUAUAUUAUUGUUUAUGUUCUCUUUCGUAUUUUAUCACGUGUUUGUUUUUUUCUCAUCUCUAUUUGGUGCAACUCCAACAGCCGUAAAUAUGGGAGGGCUGUCAGGAAUUCAAAAGGAAACGAGAGAAUCGAAAAAAAGAAAAGAAAGCAGUCGUCGGUAAACGUGAGCCACUAAAAAAAAAAGGGUGGGAAGGAACCGAUGCGGCGGUGCGUGGCAGCGUGAGGGGGGAGGGAAGGAAGUCAUGAAGCCGCCAAGACUGCGAAGGAUGACGGCUGCUCAAAAAUGAUCCGAGAGCCCCACACUCGACUUCUACUUUUCUCUUGUUUGACGACGACAAGUUGCGGAGCUCCUGCAGGCGAAACGGUGCUCGUUUGUACAGAGUUGACCGUGCCCGAUACGCAUCGUCUUAAACGGCAGCCUCUGGAUACGCCUGAUCUUCUUUUCAAAAAGGGAAAGAGAAAUUGAGGCUACCAUAGCAUCUUGAUUUCCGGCCUUAUUCUGCUGUAUGUAAGGCUUGGUUUCUCCAGCUGCACUCUGUGGUGCUGCGGCAGCGCUUGAAUCGUACCACCGGAGAAGAGGAAAAUAAAACGGCUGUGCUCGAUGCUUUCUUCGUGGCGUUGAUGCGCCGGUUCUGGUGUCACCAUCUCUUCUCUGCCCUCAUUACCGUCUUAUCGUUCUCGUUGCGCAUCAACGCAAUACAUGCGCGCGUUUCACUCUGCGUAUCCUCCCUCCCAUCUCCAGCACGCAACAUCGAAAAUGGUGCACUCUGCCGAUCUCCAGUGGAUGCUGGUCCGCCAGAACAGCCGCUUCCUGCAGAAGCGCGGCGGCAUCCGCCUGAGCAACGACCCGUUCAACAACAACGGCAACUGGACGAAGCGCCAGUCGGGGUUCGUGAACGACAAGGCCGCUGUGGUGAAGCCGGCGAAGGGCGGCGCGAUCUGCGUGACGGUGAAGGACGGCAGCAGCAACAACAAGCCGAAGCAGAUGUUCAAGAAGUCUGUGCAGGCUGCCGGCGUGAAGGCGUCUGCCGUGAGCAAGGCCGUUGCCGCCGUGCGUCCGGACCUGGCGAACGUUGCGUUCCGCCGCGCGCGCCGCGUUGCCCGCAUCGCGAGCCGCACGUCGAAGGUUGCCGCCGCGCGCAAGGCCCGCUCCGAGAAGAUCAAGUUCUCGCGCAAGGCCGUCCGCCCGAAGCACUGA
Messenger RNA from Leptomonas pyrrhocoris, 2105 nucleotides. Its product is annotated as putative 60S ribosomal protein L28. The record is from RefSeq and is a predicted model, not a curated record. The coding region runs from base 1665 to 2105 and encodes 146 amino acids. Gene Ontology annotation, biological process: translation. Gene Ontology annotation, cellular component: cytosolic large ribosomal subunit; ribosome. Gene Ontology annotation, molecular function: structural constituent of ribosome. The transcript has a single exon. Lineage: Eukaryota; Euglenozoa; Kinetoplastea; Trypanosomatida; Trypanosomatidae.